AUGGGAUUUGAUAGUGCCAAAUUCGUGACCAGCGUGGCUGAUGACAAACGAUGCAUCUUGUGUCAGGACGUGUUGGACAACCCCGUGAGAUCUCCUUGUGGGCACGUCUUCUGCUCCAGCUGCAUCCUUCCAUGGAUCGACAGUCGCGGACACUGCCCAAAGAAAUGCCGUAAUUUGACCCCUACUGACCUAGAAAACGUUUUACCUUUGAGGGAAGUGAUUCUGAAUCUGAAA
Messenger RNA from Candidula unifasciata, 234 nucleotides. The record is from the annotation of a GenBank genome assembly. Lineage: Eukaryota; Metazoa; Mollusca; Gastropoda; Stylommatophora; Geomitridae.